AUGUAUACCAGCGACUACCCCUACAAGUCUCGAAAGUCGGUCAUCAGGAUGGACCCGGACUGUGCUAUAUGCCGUGCUCCGGCCACUCGAGCCUGUGAUUGCGAGGCCAAGGGGCUGGAGACCGCCGUCCGCCAAGCAGAGGCUAGGAUGAUGCAGUCAAUAUACAACGACAUACGUACCUGGGUGCGGGCACACGCUCAAGAUUACAUACUCGAGUAUUUCCGUUUGCUCACGGAGAGACGAAAGACAGCACAUACUGCCCACCUAGAACGCAUAUCCGCCCACGCCUACCAUUACUACCACGCACCCCCGCACCCCAACGAGAUCGCCGCCGCUCAAGCACAGCUGAAGCGCGGCAUCGACGAGGACUGGCAAGCCUCGGUACAGCGGUAUCCUGAGGUGCUUGAGUACUUUUACAGCCUGGUCGAGCUGACCCUCCCCGACGACGACGAGCCCGCCGUCAAGGACCCGCCCCUGAGCGCCCUCAGCGGCUCGCGGAAGGCCGGGCGUCGGGGCAGCGGCGGCGCCGCCCCGACAAUAGCAAGCGGACCGAGUCUCCACGACAGAGACACGCUGCCGCGCGGCAGGACCCCGCCCCCGCUGGAACACCUACGGGAGAGGAGGACGCCGGGCCCGCGGGACCGGAGGAGCCACGGACACGGAUACAGACCGCCGCCGACGCCGGCGCCGACGUCGUAUUACAUCCCCCCGGGUUACUAAAAAAAAUACCUAUCUUGACUCGGGCCACCCAAACCCAAACCGAACUCUUUUGUUCUCCUUUUUUUUUUUGGCUGGCCUCGAGGCUCGCUCCACUCAUUUUUGACGUCUCCUUUGUCAACCGACCGCGAGUUAAUGACGAUGCCUAACGAGAUCAUGACUGAGAGCAUGAGAACCAAUUUUUUUUUUUUUUUUUUUUUUGCUUUUCUCUUCUCUUUACUCUCCAUGACU
Molecule: messenger RNA, 948 nt
Organism: Phialemonium atrogriseum
Lineage: Eukaryota; Fungi; Ascomycota; Sordariomycetes; Cephalothecales; Cephalothecaceae
Exons: 2
Coding region: 1-720 (239 amino acids)
Source: RefSeq, a predicted model, not a curated record